This is a messenger RNA of Coniosporium apollinis CBS 100218, 840 nucleotides long. RefSeq lists its product as uncharacterized. The record is from RefSeq and is a predicted model, not a curated record. NCBI's taxonomy places the organism in Eukaryota, Fungi, Ascomycota, Dothideomycetes. Bases 1 to 840 code for a protein of 279 amino acids. The transcript is spliced from 4 exons.
AUGUUCCCGUGCAUACCGUAUGAGAAUACGGGCCGAGGCAAGGUCGGCUUCUUCUCCGGCUUUCGUCCAGUUGAUGCUUUCCUGAACGAUCCUCCAACUUGGAAUCUCCGUAUCAACAACACAGAUCCAAUAUUUUACUACUGCUCCGCUCCCGGUUCGUGCAACAAUUACGCUAUGAUAGGCGUCAUCAAUCCUAACAAAUCCGUAUCGCUAGAGACUCAGAAAAGCCUUGCUCUACAGGCAGCAUAUGUCAUGAAUCCUGGCGAUCCCUUCCCUCCCGAGGCAUCGUCAUCAAUCGCGUCGUUAACGACUUCCCCAACCUCAACGUCAACGUUGCCUUCAUCAACAGCCGCUACAGCUAGUACGACACCGACGCCAGCUCCAGCCGAGGAGGAGGAGGAUGAUGAUCUAAGCACCGGAGCGAUCGUCGGUAUCGCCCUCGGCGGCGCAGCCAUACUCUUGCUCGCCGCUGCACUAUUCUACUACUUCUUCAGUCGCAGCCGAACGCUCAAGCAGCCUUUCGCGUCUCCACCUCUCUCAUCUGCUACGCGUCACGGUCCGGAUAUGUACCAAUCCGGCGGCACAGUUUUCGUGCCCGUACUCCCCAAGGACUACCGAAGCAGUGCUCUCAGCCAGCAGCCCUACGAUGUCCCGCCAUAUUCUGAAGAGCCUCUGCGGUCCGCGAGCCCCCGGUCUGACGUCGGUGAUAUGAGGUCGUACACUAGCACCCCGGCACCAUCGCUGAGCCCGCGCAGCCCGUACAGCCCGCACAGCCCGCACAGCCCGCAGGAGAUGUACGCUCCGUUCCCACACCCGAAACCGGCCCAACAAACUGUCUAG